This is a messenger RNA of Pundamilia nyererei, 1329 nucleotides long. RefSeq names its product IMP U3 small nucleolar ribonucleoprotein 3 (gene imp3). Gene Ontology annotation, biological process: rRNA processing; ribosomal small subunit biogenesis. Gene Ontology annotation, cellular component: Mpp10 complex; small-subunit processome. Gene Ontology annotation, molecular function: rRNA binding; snoRNA binding. The transcript has 7 exons. Lineage: Eukaryota; Metazoa; Chordata; Actinopteri; Cichliformes; Cichlidae. The record is from RefSeq and is a predicted model, not a curated record. The coding region runs from base 110 to 661 and encodes 183 amino acids.
GGGGUGGGGGCGCUGUUGCGGGCCACCACCUUCAGUUCUCGAUGACGAAGAAGAAAAAUAACAGCACGUGCUUCCUGUUUCUCCAGAAGUGGCGUGAAACGCUGUGAAAAUGGUUCGUAAAUUAAAGUAUCACGAACAGAAGUUGUUGAAGAAGGUCGACUUCAUCAACUGGGAGGUGGACAACAACCUGCACGAGGUCAAGGUGUUGCGGAAGUAUCACAUCGAGAAAAGGGAGGACUACACCAAGUACAACAAGCUUAGUCGGAAUGUCAGAGACCUGGCCAGAAAAAUCAGAGACCUGGAUGAGAAAGAUGGCUUCAGAGCACAGAGCACACAUCAAUUACUGGAAAAACUAUACAGCAUUGGUCUCAUCCCCACCAGACAGAAUUUGUCCCUCACAGAGAAAGUCACAGCUUCUUCAUUCUGCAGGAGGCGGCUGCCCAGCAUCAUGUUGAAUCUUCGUAUGGCUCAGAACCUGAAGACGGCAAUUACUUUCAUCGAACAAGGGCAUGUGCGUGUUGGCCCGGAUAUUGUUACAGACCCAGCGUUUCUAGUCACAAGAAAUAUGGAAGAUUUCGUCACAUGGGUGGACUCCUCGAAGAUCAAGCAGCACGUGAUGAAUUACAAUGAAGAGCGGGACGACUUUGAUAUGAUGGCAUAAAUCUGUUCUCCCAAAGUCAUUCAUCACACUGAGCGAUGGAAAGAAGAUCUCUGCUUUUUUUUUUACUUUGCUGAGGAAAAACUACAGUCUGGGUUCCUUUUAUUAUGGAAACUGGGGGAAAAGUGAAAAGUGCUCCUGCGUCCCCAGAACCCAGGACUUACUCGAGUAGUCCGGAGAACAAAGAGGAAUUUUACUGUUGUCACACUUUGACAGAAGCUCUUGUAUUUGAACGGCAGCUGUAAAAUGUGUGUCAGUGAGUGUCCAAGUAUAACUGAUUGUAAAAGUUGAGGUGAGUCUGUAUUGUUGUCACUAAAGCUGCAGAAACGCCACUACCACAAGAUUUUGUAAACUUUUUAAAAAGAUGGGCAUACCCUAAACCUACAUUUAUUCUAAUGACCAGCAGGGGGUGACUUCGGUGUUUGCCAGUUUUAUAGAAGUUUAUAGGAAAAUGCCUCUUAGCGCCCUCUUUUUGUAACCUCAAUAAAUGAUUCCCUGAUGCGUUCAUGGACUCAAUCACCAGUUCUCAGCCUUAGUUAAUACAGCUUGUUUAUUUUGUAAGUCAUGGUCCUUGUUGGUGUCCAACAUCCCUCAGUUUUAUUGUGUGAAGGGCAAAUGGCAAUGACAAAAAAAAGUGUAGCUCGAAUUUUAAAAAAUAAAAAAGCUUUUCG